Acanthoscelides obtectus is the source of this 587-nucleotide messenger RNA. Lineage: Eukaryota; Metazoa; Arthropoda; Insecta; Coleoptera; Chrysomelidae. The record is from the annotation of a GenBank genome assembly.
AUGCGAGUUAAAGAAUAUAGGGUAAAGUCGGAUAAAGCGUACCGCCGGGUAAAUCGUACCACCACCGUUUUCAAGAGAAUUAUUUACUACGCGUGGCAUCUCUUGGCAAAAUCCAAAAGCUUUGAGGAUUAUAUUUUUCCCGCCCAAGCUAAUAAUUGCCGCUCACUUCACCCUGUCAGUCAGUUUGAGGUUAAAUUAAGAGCAGUGUUGUUGAUGUUAUUUUUUACUCCGGUUCAUAAGCUUUUUUCUUACAUUUGGAAUUCAAAAAAGAAGAUGAGUAAAGUAAAUAAUAAGAAAAAACAAAACGGGAAUACUGUGGAUGGACCUCAGAAGAUAUGGAUCAUGCAAUUAAUGCAUACAAACAAAACCAAUGUGGUUUUAAUGAAUGCUGCAGGCGCUAUAACAUUCCAAAGCCAACUUUUAUAAGGCAUUUGCGCUUUUUAAAUGAAAAUGUCAAGUCUUUGGGUCGUCACACAACCUUCAGUCCUGAAACUGAAAUGGAAUUGGCAAAACAUAUUUUGAAGCUGGAAGAAAGAUUUUUUGGUGUAACAAUUCGGGAUGUUAGACGAUUGGCUUUCCAAAUAGCU